CCUACUCUCUCUGCCUUUUGUGGUUCCUCCAACACUUCUCAUAUAUCAGUGAGAGAGAGAGAGAGAGAAUAUUUUGGGUGUGCAGAGAUAUGGCUCGAAGCUCAAUAACAAUGAAAUGGGUGUCCAUGUUCAUGCUCCUUCUGCUCCCCCAUUUCACCCUUACUACUAAGGCAGAUGAUGGACUAGUGGGAAACGGAGAUUUCGAGGCAUCACCAUCAAAUGGGUUCCCAAGCGAGGCGCUAGUGGAAAGCCCCACCGAGAUCCCAAGCUGGAAAUCAAAUGGCACCGUUGAGCUCGUUGAAUCCGGUCAAAAGCAAGGUGGCAUGAUCCUAAUUGUGCCACAGGGAAGGCACGCCGUCAGGCUCGGCAACGACGCCGAGAUCAGCCAGGAGUUCCCAGUGGAGAAGGGCUCCGUUUACUCCGUCACGUUCUGCGCCGCCCGCACGUGCGCACAGCUGGAGUCACUUAACGUGUCCGUGCCGCCGGCGUCGCAGACCAUUGACCUCCAGACGCUCUACAACGUUCAGGGUUGGAACCCUUACGCCGUUUCUUUUAACGCUGACAGCGACUCCUUUAGGUUGGUUUUCAAGAACCCUGGCAUGGAGGAUGACCCUACUUGCGGGCCAAUCAUUGACAACAUUGCCAUCAAGAAGCUUUUCACUCCUGACAAGCCCAAAGAUAACGCCGUGGUCAAUGGGGACAUGGAAGAAGGUCCAUGGAUGUUUAGAAACACAUCACUGGGUGUCCUACUUCCCACCAACCUAGACGAAGAAACCUCCUCGCUGCCUGGCUGGAUCGUGGAAUCCAACCGAGCCAUCCGCUACAUCGACUCGGACCACUUCGCCGUCCCCGGAGGCAAGAGAGCCAUCGAGUUGCUCUCCGGGAAGGAAGGCAUCAUCUCCCAAAUGGUUGAGACCAAACCAGACAAGGAUUACAGCUUGACCUUCUCGUUGGGCCACGCCGAUGACAAAUGCAAGGAGCCUCUCGCCGUCAUGGCUUUUGCCGGUGACCAGGCUCAAAACAUCCAUUACACACCAAACUCCAAUUCAACAUUCCAAACUGCAAAUCUCAAUUUCACUGCCAAGGCAGAUAGGACCAGGAUUGCCUUCUACAGUAUUUACUACAACACCAGAAGUGACGACAUGAGCUCCCUUUGUGGCCCUGUGGUCGAUGACGUCAGAGUCUGGUUUGCCGCGGCCACCUCCCUCUCUAAAUUGGCCCUUUCCAGGCUUAGCCUUCUCAUUUUCGCCUUACUUUGCCUUCUACUCUGAUGCCUUUAAUUUCAUUUCCAAUUAUCUUCUUUGCUCAAUACUCUUACUAGUUACCUCUAGGUACAUUCACAUGUAUUGUAUUUGAACUGGCCUAAACUUUAUCCAGUUUUUGCUAUGACAAAUGACAAUGUCCUACUCCUGUCUUAGUACCUUUGUCACUGUUAUAUACACCGCAUAGCUAGUGAGGAAUUUGAUGGUUGAAUCUAUAAUAUUCAAUUUUGGAAUGUGAAAGCUAAGUACAAUCUAAAUUUCUGUUAUUUU
Arachis duranensis is the source of this 1532-nucleotide messenger RNA. Its product is annotated as protein DUF642 L-GALACTONO-1,4-LACTONE-RESPONSIVE GENE 2. The transcript has 3 exons. Gene Ontology annotation, cellular component: plasma membrane. Bases 90 to 1271 code for a protein of 393 amino acids. NCBI's taxonomy places the organism in Eukaryota, Viridiplantae, Streptophyta, Magnoliopsida, Fabales, Fabaceae. The record is from RefSeq and is a predicted model, not a curated record.